Lolium perenne is the source of this 722-nucleotide messenger RNA. RefSeq names its product protein H2A.5. NCBI's taxonomy places the organism in Eukaryota, Viridiplantae, Streptophyta, Magnoliopsida, Poales, Poaceae. The record is from RefSeq and is a predicted model, not a curated record. Gene Ontology annotation, molecular function: protein heterodimerization activity; structural constituent of chromatin; DNA binding. Gene Ontology annotation, cellular component: nucleosome.
GAUCAAAUUCACAAUUCAAAGCAUCAUCAGGCAGCGCGCGCUCCAUUUCGCAAAUCUCCACAUCCAGAGCAGCAAGGAGUUCGCCGGAGAUGGCCGGAAGGAAGGGCGGCGACAGGAAGAAGGCGGUCACGCGGUCCGUCAAGGCCGGGCUCCAGUUCCCCGUCGGCCGCAUCGGCCGCUUCCUCAAGAAGGGCCGCUACGCGCAGCGCGUCGGCUCCGGCGCCCCCGUCUACCUCGCCGCCGUCCUCGAGUACCUCGCCGCCGAGGUCCUGGAGCUGGCCGGCAACGCGGCCAAGGACAACAAGAAGUCCCGCAUCGUGCCGCGCCACCUGCUGCUCGCCGUCCGCAACGACCAGGAGCUCGGCAAGCUGCUCGCCGGCGUCACCAUCGCACACGGCGGCGUGCUGCCCAACAUCAACUCCGUCCUGCUCCCCAAGAAGGCCGCCGAGAAGGCUGCCCCCGCCGAGAAGUCGCCCAAGUCGCCCAAGAAGAAGGCCGCCCCCAAGAAGACCGCCUAAGUAGACUGGCCUAGCCUGCACCACAUAGGGAUGGAGCGAGCCAACGUGUCUUGUUGCCUAGUUCCGUAGGAUGGAGUUGUUUGGUUAGAUCUGAAAAUCUUGUGUAUGUAUUGUUGGGUCACUAGUCAGUGCCUUGUUGUGUUCUUGCCAAUGGAAGUUGGAAAUUGAAUGGAAUUGCCAAUUCAAUCUCCACCUUGUUUGAAA